AUAUUUUUUUAUUCUAUAUUUAUUUAUCAAUUCAAUCAUCAUGGCUAUACAUAUGCCAGGAACAGCAUUUAAAUCAAAGAUAUACACAAUCCUAAACAAGUUCACAAACAUAGAGCGAUGCAAACGAAAGCACAGUCAAGAUACAACACAUACAACAGAGCAUCCUUCUGUAAGAAAAUAUAGUGAUGCCACAUCGGUGGGCACAUAUGAUUCAACAGCAAGUGUCAUAGAUAGAUUUCGGCAUGCAUUGCCAUUCUUUCGCGGUAGAGGUUCAUUGAAUAUAUCACCAGUAGAAGAAAUGUCUAUGUCAGAACCAUUUGAUUAUUCAAAAGAAUUAGAAAAGUUACAUUCAUUAUACACUUUAGCCCAAGAUGAGCUUAGUUAUGCUGAAGAUUCUAUUGGCUCUUUUUAUUACUCUGGCGAUAUCCUUGCUGCGCGAGAAGCCUUAGAUAACUGCAUCAGUAAUUUUAUGCAGCUGCUUGAACAUAUAUCGGAUCCUGUUACACGUGAAGAAUUAAGAUCCUCAAUGACACCCAAACUAGUUCGACUACAGUCGAAGAUAGCUGGAUUACCCUUAGAUGAACCACCCAAUCGUCUCGAUAAUCACUACCAUAAUGAUUACUAUUAAUAAUAUGUGUGUAAAUAAAUAACUUUCUUUCUUGUACAUAAAUACAUAUCAUUUGCUGAAUUUCAAAAAUACCAUCUACAAAAUAUACAUAUUUGUAAAUAAAUCAAUUAUAAUACGCCGUAAAAGGAAUAGGACAUUACCCCAUAUUCCAGGAUUCUUAAUGAUGGGAACAUUGUUUAGGAUAAUCUUUUAGGAAGAAGACGAUCAAUACAUAUUGAUUUGAAAGAGCCCCUUUUUUAUAUAAUAAAGAAAAUAAGUCUCAUUGUGCAUAUUCUAUUAUCCUGAAAAGAAGUAAAGAAAUCUUUGGA
This is a messenger RNA of Rhizopus microsporus ATCC 52813, 936 nucleotides long. RefSeq lists its product as uncharacterized. Lineage: Eukaryota; Fungi; Mucoromycota; Mucoromycetes; Mucorales; Rhizopodaceae. The transcript has 2 exons. The record is from RefSeq and is a predicted model, not a curated record. The coding region runs from base 41 to 628 and encodes 195 amino acids.